Messenger RNA from Penicillium oxalicum, 741 nucleotides. RefSeq names its product mitochondrial 54S ribosomal protein mL54. Gene Ontology annotation, molecular function: structural constituent of ribosome. Gene Ontology annotation, cellular component: mitochondrial large ribosomal subunit. Lineage: Eukaryota; Fungi; Ascomycota; Eurotiomycetes; Eurotiales; Aspergillaceae. The record is from RefSeq and is a predicted model, not a curated record. The transcript is spliced from 2 exons. Bases 1 to 741 code for a protein of 246 amino acids.
AUGAUUUGCAGAAGUUGUCGGACGACCAUGUUGUCUCGACUCAACCAGACACAUGCCGUCUCAUGGACCACAUCAACAGCUGCGCGACAAAUGCCAGUCGCACUUCGCACCCAAUUCCGAAGCUACAGCGAUAAAGCCGCCCAUCCCUCCGUGGCUGCACCUUCUCCUUCUCCCGCGCCUCGCCAGCCAACCGCCGGUGGUGAUACCACUCCUUCCGCCAUCUCCUCCGCUACCCCAGGCGUCUCCCAGCCUCUGAGCACCCCAGAGGGCGUUCACACCGACGCAAAUCCCACCGCCCCUGCCAAGCCUGUCGUUGAGCGCCCACCUAGCAGCUGUCCCGCUGGCACGAAGAUGAACGGCCUGAACUAUUUCAAGAACAAGCCGGAUAUCGUUGCGAAGGAAGACUCAGAGUACCCGGACUGGUUGUGGGAUCUGCUCGGUGAUGCAAGCAAGCAAUCCAAGAAGGACAAGGGCGGCGUCGACCCUAGCACCCUCAACAAAAAGCAACGGAAACGCUACGAGAAGAAGUUGGCCGCUCGCACUGGGCCACUUGCCCAGAAGAUCCCUGCGCAUCACCAAUCGUUCGAUAUCACGCCCGCCUCUUACAACCGUGAGGCUCCCUCCGAGGAUACCUUCGCCGAUGCUGCGAGCGGCCUGGACCAGCGACAUGAGGUGACGAAGAGCGCUCGGGAAGCGCGACGAAAGGCUAUCAAGGAAUCCAACUUCCUUCGUGGCUUGUAA